This is a messenger RNA of Sinocyclocheilus rhinocerous, 1920 nucleotides long. RefSeq lists its product as uncharacterized. The transcript has a single exon. Lineage: Eukaryota; Metazoa; Chordata; Actinopteri; Cypriniformes; Cyprinidae. The annotation marks the transcript as partial. The record is from RefSeq and is a predicted model, not a curated record.
AAGGAGACUGAGGCUCCAACCACGGAGAAAGAAAUCAGAACACAGAGUUGUGAAGAUUUCUUCCUGGACAAAAAGAAAAAAUACAGACAAAAGCCAAACUCAGAACCAAUAGACAGAGGUCCAGGGUUAAAAAUCACACAUUCUGUGACCAUCGAUAACUUUGGACUGUCUUCUCCCAGAGUUGUGUUCGACCGAUGCCAUGAAGCAACGGUUAGUAGUGUGAUAGCAGUCACAACCACUGAGGUCAAAUGCAUGAGCCCAAAUAUGAAGCUUGAGAUGAAUGUCGUGACAUCAGAUGAUUUAAAUAUCAAGACCACCUUUAUUCUUCAAAACUGCAGAGACAAAAGAGAAGAGGCUCAUUUUAGAACUGAGAAUCAUCAAUCUCCAAAAAACACACACAUCUACUCAUGGAACCAACAUGGAGCAGGUUACAAACAAAACACCAGCGAGAAUAUUAGCUAUAUGAUUAGCAUUGCAGAGCUGAAAGCAGAGUCAACACAUGAUUCAAAGAGUCAGAGCUCAUGGGAUGAUCCUGAAGACAUGGCUUGCCGUAAAAGCUGCUGUAAAAAUAACUUCCGUUGGGGAAACACAGGUGGCCAGACGGACACUGAUUUCACACUGGUUGAUGGAUCUUCCUGUUGCUCAUCACCCUCUGAUUUCUGGCAACAUCAGAAACAGCGCUCACUGCCCAGCAGUCUCAGUAAUGAGGCAUUAUGGGAUAUCCCUCCCCUUGAUGAAUUUGCUGAUAAGAAGGCUAGUGCACUGGAUUUCCUUGCAGAAAAUGUUGCAUCUUGUCAGAUCAGUCCCAGAGAAAGAUUCGCUGACCACCACAACACUAACUGCACGCAGACAGCAUCUGAGGUUACCUUGUGCAAAGAGUUUACACGCCAGAAUACACUGGAUGGGGACAACAGGACAAAUGUGUCCAGGUGCUGUGAACGGCUAUUCGACUUGAGUCCUCAGGAACACUUAUUCAUGAAUCCCAGAGCUUCAAUAAACAGAUCUUCUUUCACUAAAAACUUCAUCGACAAUCACGAAAGGAAGACGCGCUUGCGCAACAACAGCAUCGCCAUCCUAGAAAGCAAAACUCAUCCUGCAGGCUACAUGGACAUUCCUCCCAAAAGACGAAAGACGUACCCGGGAUUGACAUAUCAAAUGAGUCAAGCCAGAGAGAGCAUUCCCUCAUACAGAGAGUCGUUUUCCUCUGGCACACUGUCGUCGUUUUUUAUGCAGUCGCUUCCCUCUCAGGCAGAGAGGAUGGGCAGAUUUUAUGUAGAAGACGAAAGACUUCGUCCGCUUGGGAGCCGCAAAUCUUCCAGUAGCAGCAGCUAUAGACCAAGCUCAAGCUCUACAACCGGUCCCGACUCGUGUAUUCCCAAAUUCAAGGCUUACAGCUCAAUGAAAAACCCAUUCUAUCCAUCCAGGUCUGAUGAGAGCCCAGAAGAAGUCUUCUUUAGAGGCGAACAAUAUCAUGGGCCAGCAGAGCUGGACGAGAUGGAGCAACCGAGUUCUGGUUUGAUGAUCGUUGAUGGUGCGGAUCAAGAUGGUGUGCCUGAGCUGAAUGAAGUCAAUGAAAGUGGCUUUGACGAGGAGAUGCUGGAGCUGGAUGAGUCCAUUUCUCCAGGUGACACCAUGGAGAGACAUCACAGGGAGCUUCUUAUUCAUGUCAUCCCACCGUCCCUGUGCAACUCUGAGGAACAAAUCGACGAAGGAUUAUCCAACGGUGUCAAGCAUAACACGUGUGACAGAGACGAAACCGAUGCUCCAAAGAAACGGAGAGGUUCGGUAAUGACAAUAAUCACUGGGGACUGUGAGCAGAGAUUUCUACAGGGCAACCAUGUCUUCUCAUUUGAUGAGGACGUAUCACAGGAACAUCAGAUAGAUGCUUUGAGCCCUGUGAUUGAGUCUCCUACAGUUUAA